This is a messenger RNA of Aspergillus mulundensis, 2754 nucleotides long. RefSeq names its product putative Ras guanyl-nucleotide exchange factor RasGEF. Gene Ontology annotation, molecular function: guanyl-nucleotide exchange factor activity. Gene Ontology annotation, cellular component: plasma membrane. The transcript is spliced from 6 exons. The coding region runs from base 1 to 2754 and encodes 917 amino acids. The record is from RefSeq and is a predicted model, not a curated record. NCBI's taxonomy places the organism in Eukaryota, Fungi, Ascomycota, Eurotiomycetes, Eurotiales, Aspergillaceae. Gene Ontology annotation, biological process: Ras protein signal transduction; positive regulation of GTPase activity.
AUGGCCUCCCAACCUUCGAGAAGGGAGCGGGCCUCUAGCGAUCGGGCCCAGGCCGGCCUCGUCCCUCAACGACCCGGUCUCCAGAGUCGAACAAUUUCCGCUCCGCCCGGCGGACUAUAUAAACUCGAUUCAACUAGAGCGGCGAUGGAAGGUAGCAGUAGUGUUGGACGGACACUUGUUGAGGAGGACGAAGGUCCGACACAUGGCGGGGGUACCGCGGUCUCAUCACCCCAGGUCGGGAACGAGACGAAUCCCAAAUCAAGUUUUCCGCAUGUGAGCAUUGCUGUCGUCGGUGGAGACAAAGUUGGCAAGACGACCUUUAUCCAGAGCGCUCUAGAGAUGAAAUAUCCGCUUUCAUCCAGAUCUACAACGAAGAAGAUGUCUCUCGACGGAACGGUGUACGUUGUUCGCCUAGUGGAAGUACACACGGAUGAGGUCUCGCUCGCUAGCAAUGGAAAAUUGAGGUGGCCACUGCUGGGGAACGAUUCACCUCCCAGUGUUGACGGCGCAUUGCUAUUAUACGAUGCGGAUCGCCCUUCUGCACAUUCGGAAACGUCGAGAAUGCUAGACACCUUUGUCGCCGCUUCAGUUCCCUUCGUGCUGGUUGCUACUAACUGCGAUAAGCGGAGUCCUGAUGGACCAUUCGAGACGCCAUUUGGAAGCUAUGACAUUCACCGAACAUCUCCCGAUUCGCCUCAGAAGCAGAAGAUGUGUAUCGCUGUUAUUUUGCGCGACGUCUUUAGCCAAAGAGAUGUUAUAGCUGAGAAGUGUCCCAGUCCCCCCAGCACACACGAGUGGCAUCACACUCGCGCCCGCUCAGAAAACCCCACACCAUUGCUCGCAGGAGCCGCGGGCGGCCCCUUCAGUAGUACUCUCGAUCCAGGAGUCGAAGGGUACGGCGUCGACCGCCCUCCCACAGACUCAAAGUCGUCGCCAAACCUGGCUUCCAAUGCGCAGGGUUCACGCUAUGCCCGGAGCAAUUCGCAGCCGGUGCGACCGCAUACACCUCCUUCUCGGUUGAACCCGCAGAGACCCUCAGCCACCGCGGAUUCCUCCCCAGGUAAGGAUCAAACUCGUCAGCGUUUAAUUCAGUCAGCCUGGCGCAAUAGUGGUGGCUCCGAUGCUUUUAAUGGCUUUUUGGAGAUGCAAGAGGAAUAUGAUGGCCCACGAAGCACGCCGUCAAGCCCGGAAAGUAAGGACAAGGCAUCUAGCGAAAGUUCCACAAGCGAAAGAGGCUUCACAUUUGAUGAAUUGGUUGAUCGUCUCGUCGCCCCGCCAAUAUCAAAGCAAGACUCUAAAUUCGCGUCAAUAUUCCUCUGUCUUUAUAGGAAAUUUGCUGCCCCAGCUACCCUGCUGAACGCGUUGAUAAACCGUUUUGAGCGAAAUGAAAAAGAGAUCACGGAUCAGUUGACACGGAUUGCCGACCAAUCCAGACUGCUCAAUGUCAUUGCCCAGUGGGUUUCGGAGUAUGCCGGCGACCUGGCAUAUCCCAAGACGAGAAAGCGGAUUCUGGAUUUUGUCACAACUCUUGAGAGGAGUCACUUUUACAUGUUUGCGGCCAAGGAAAUUGGAUCAUACCUGGAAGUAAAUGCGGAGGAUGAUGAUGUUGGGUGGGCAUACAAAGAUGGGGAAGUCGAAGCUUUCGAUGAGAACGAGACGCCGGUCGAUAACCCAAUCAGGAGCUCGCCUUCUAUGUUUUUGGGUGGCUUUUCGAUUGGAAAUGACGUUGAGGACGAUGAUGACAACAACGAAGAAGAAGAAGACCCUAUAUACAGCAUGAGUGCGCUGGAUCUCAGCGAGGGCAUGCACGAUCAGCCUAUGAAGCUAUCAGCCACAUUGUCGAACCCAUCUCUCGAAAAGCCUGGCACUAUCCCAAGCCAGUCGUUUACGUUUUUGAGCAUCGACAGUGCACAGAGAGAAGCCAGCGGUAUGGAACUGAUGGGACGAAUUCCCUUGACAAAAGUGGUAUGGCGGCAGUUGAUGGAAAUCCCGGAUGAGGAUUUUGCAAAUGAGUUGACUCGCAUGGACUGGGUAAUGUUUAACACUUUCCGGCCACGAGAUCUUGUGCGCCAUGUGAGUAUCUCAGGACCGGACAAGGACAAAAUCCAAAGCUUGAAGCACGUCAACCGCAUGAUCAAGCAUUUCAACCAUGUGGCAUUCUUCGUGGCAAGUGUAAUCCUGUUGCGGGAUAAGCCAAAGCACCGGGCAAGGGCAUUGGAGAAGUUUAUGAACAUCGCUCAGAAACUUCGACGUCUGAAUAAUUAUAACUCUCUAGGAGCGGUGCUUGCUGGAAUCAAUGGGGGACCGGUUUCUCGACUCGGUCAAACUCGCGAGCUGGUUCCACCACAAAUUCACAAGGAUUUUAUGCGACUGUUGAUUCUCAUGGGCACACAGAAGAGCCACUUUGCAUAUCGCCUGGCUUGGGACAACUCCUUCUCCGAGCGCAUACCGUUCCUACCGCUCCACCGCCGCGACCUUGUUUCCGCCGAAGAGGGAAACAGGACUUUUAUCGGCGACAACCGUACGCGGAUCAACUGGCGAAAAUUCGAAGUGAUGGGCGAAGUGGUUAUUGGCCUCCAACGCAGCCAGAAGACUCCUUAUCCACACCUGCACCGGUAUGAUGAAGUUGCUAGGUUGAUUCUGGACACCAAGGUUCCAGCUGACGAUGAUGAACUGUAUGACCGCAGUAAGCAAGUUGAACCAGGCGCCGGCGGCGACCCAGGCCGCAAGAAAUUCGGCUGGCUUCGGUCGUAA